AUGGGCCCCUGUACCGCCUCCUCAUGCUGCUGCCAGGCCCGUAAUCUGCCAUGGGCCCCCGUACCGACUCCUCAUGCUGCUGCCAGGCCCGUAAUCUGUCAUGGGCCCCUGUACCCGCCUCCUCAUGCUGCUGCCAGGUCCAGAGUGUGUCAUGGGUCCCUGUACGGCCUCCCAUUGCUGCUGUCUCCAUCGCCACACUCUGCCAUGUGCCACUUUCAGGUCUCCUCACACUGCUGGUGGGUUCCAUUUUGUCAUAGGGUGCUGGCAGAUUACGGGCCUCCCAUUGCUGCUGCCAGGCCCGUAUCUGCCAUGGGCCCCCGUACCGACUCCUCAUGCUGCUGCCAGGCCCGUAAUCUGUCAUGGGCCCCUGUACCGCCUCCUCAUGCUGCUGCCAGGCCCGUAAUCUGCCAUGGGCCCCCGUACCGACUCCUCAUGCUGCUGCCAGGCCCAGUAAUCUGUCAUGGGCCCCUGUACCGCCUCCUCAUGCUGCUGCCAGGUCCAGAGUGUGUCAUGGGUCCCUGUACGGCCUCCCAUUGCUGCUGUCUCCAUCGCCACACUCUGCCAUGUGCCACUUUCAGGUCUCCUCACACUGCUGGUGGGUUCCAUUUUGUCAUAGGGUGCUGGCAGAUUACGGGCCUCCCAUUGCUGCUGCCAGGCCCGUAAUCUGCCAUGGGCCCCCGUACCGACUCCUCAUGCUGCUGCCAGGCCCGUAAUCUGUCAUGGGCCCUGUACCGCCUCCUCAUGCUGCUGCCAG
This is a messenger RNA of Staurois parvus, 754 nucleotides long. NCBI's taxonomy places the organism in Eukaryota, Metazoa, Chordata, Amphibia, Anura, Ranidae. The record is from the annotation of a GenBank genome assembly.